AGAAAAUAAAACUCAGCUUUCACCUCCCGCCAUACUUAAGCUGGACCUUCCUGCUGACUCGUCUCCAUUCUACCUCAAGAUACUGAAGCACCUGUCUGAAGCCAUGAUGGUUCGGAGCGCAGCUCUUCUGGUGGUUCUUGUUCUGUGUGCCGAUUCGCAGGAUUACUGUUACCAUGAGCCAGAUUGUGAUCCUUACGCCUGGGGAGACUUCUUCCCCUCAUGCCACCCUCUCCUGGGGGGCCACCACUCCCCCAUCAACUUGGACCAUCACAUGGUCCGGAACCUCUCCUUGGGGCUUUUACAUCUGGAGGGUUUUGAUGAGACCCAAACAGGCCAGUGGACGCUGGAGAACGACGGACACUCUGUUUUGUUACAGGUUGGAAGUGGGAUGUCUGUAAGUGGCGGAGGUCUUCCAGGUGUUUACCACACUGUCCAGGUUCACUUCCACUGGGGAGACCCUUCGACGAAUGGCUCUGAGCACACGGUGGACGGACGCAGAUACCCGAUGGAGAUGCACAUAGUCAAUAUGAAGUCCAUCCAUCCUAAUGUAUCUGCAGCUGAGGAGGAUCCAACCGGGUUUGCUGUUCUCGGCUUCUUCAUCGAUGUUGUUUAUGCAGACAAUGUUCAUUUUAGCCACAUUUCCCAAAAGCUAUCUUCAGUAGCUUACAGAGGCCAAAUGACUGGAAUAAAGCCGUUCCCACUGCUCAGCCUCCUGCCCAAGCUCAACAUGAGCCAAUAUUACCGUUACUCUGGCAGCCUCACCACCCCACCCUGUUCCCAAGCAGUAGUUUGGACUCUCUAUGAGGUCCCCAUCUACAUCUCCUGGUCUCAGCUGGCUCAGUUUACCUCACAGAUCUUCUCUACUGAGGAAGACGCGGCGCAGGUGACGCCUCUGCAGAACAACUUCAGACACCUCCAUACCCGAUUCAGCCGUACCGUAUCGGCCUCUAGAGACGCCAGGCUCCUCAGGGGGACGGCAGAUCCUCUGACGCUGCUGUCGAUGCGUCUCCUGCACAUCGUUGUGCUGGGGCAGUUUUAUCUUUAAACCUGUUAUCCCAGAAUGACAUGUUCCUUGAAUUUAUUAUUAAACCCCACUGAGUGUGUUC
Cyprinodon variegatus (sheepshead minnow) is the source of this 1106-nucleotide messenger RNA. RefSeq names its product carbonic anhydrase 15-like (gene car15). Gene Ontology annotation, molecular function: zinc ion binding; carbonate dehydratase activity. Gene Ontology annotation, cellular component: plasma membrane. The transcript has 8 exons. NCBI's taxonomy places the organism in Eukaryota, Metazoa, Chordata, Actinopteri, Cyprinodontiformes, Cyprinodontidae. The coding region runs from base 104 to 1045 and encodes 313 amino acids. The record is from RefSeq and is a predicted model, not a curated record.